AUGGCGGCUGAGGGGAAGAGGAAGGGCGUCCCGGCGCUAGGGUGGUGGCUGAUGCUGGUCGGCUCCCUCCGCCUCGCCUCCGUCUGGUUCGGCUUCUUCGACAUCUGGGCGCUCCGCGUCGCCGUCUUCUCGCAGACGGAGAUGACUGAUGUUCAUGGCCGUACUUUUGGUGUCUGGACUCUUCUGACCUGCACGCUGUGCUUCCUUUGUGCACUGAACCUAGAAAACAGGCCUCUGUAUCUGGCCACCUUCCUAUCAUUCAUCUACGCUCUUGGUCAUUUCCUCACGGAAUACUUGAUAUACCACACCAUGGCUGCAACAAAUCUGAGCACAGUUGGCUUCUUUGCAGCCACUCUGAUCAGUUCUCUGAUUUAUUUAUAUAGGAACGUCAAUCAUAUGGAUGCUUCUUCAGUGGAAUUCUCAUGGGAAUCCUCGAUGUUCCCAUGCCGUGAAGCAAUCAUGAUUGAUGCUUGGGCUGUUAGCUUGAUGUGGUGUGGGCCUCUGGGGGAGGAAGGAUGCCUGAAGGAAGCUUGCUGGGAAGCCACCUGA
Miscanthus lutarioriparius is the source of this 549-nucleotide messenger RNA. The record is from the annotation of a GenBank genome assembly. NCBI's taxonomy places the organism in Eukaryota, Viridiplantae, Streptophyta, Magnoliopsida, Poales, Poaceae.